This is a messenger RNA of Exophiala viscosa, 966 nucleotides long. RefSeq names its product Glyoxalase/Bleomycin resistance protein/Dihydroxybiphenyl dioxygenase. The record is from RefSeq and is a predicted model, not a curated record. The transcript has 2 exons. NCBI's taxonomy places the organism in Eukaryota, Fungi, Ascomycota, Eurotiomycetes, Chaetothyriales, Herpotrichiellaceae. The coding region runs from base 224 to 820 and encodes 198 amino acids.
UCUGCCACCAUCCCAAGCCUCCAAGGCCGUCUCGCAGCGACCAAAUUCCUCCGUGUUCUAUUGCUCGGGACUGCGGGUAAUAGCCAGAGAGCGAAGCUUCCGAUAUACAGCGUUACAGCACAUUUCAGUUCAUAGAACAUCGAAUCUUAACCAACGGUCAAACUCGACGAAGCGCUUCGCCGGCACGCACACCUAGAGAAAUUGCUUGAAACACAAUCUCAGCAUGGGCGCUUUCUCUGAGAGUGACUUUGACGCCGUUGGGGGCAAAGUGUUGAGCCCGUCCACGCUGGCGCACGUCGUCCUACGCACCAGCAACUCCAGGAAGAUGGUUGAAUUCUAUGUGAAGUUCCUGGGCGGCACUAUCACUUUUGGCAACGACUUCAUCUCCUUUGUCACUUAUGAUGAAGAACACCACAGAAUCGCGCUUAUCAAUAUACCAGGCUCAGAGCCUAAAGCUCAUGCUUCUGGCCUAGAGCACAUUGCUUUCACUUUUCCUACAUUGUCGGCAUUACUUCUCGCACACCGACAACGUAAAGCUCUGGGAAUUUUUCCAUUCUGGUGCGUCAACCAUGGACCGACGACUUCUGUCUACUACAAAGACCCCGACGGCAACAAGCUUGAGACGCAGGUAGACAACUUUCCUACCGUCGAAGAAGCCAACGAGUUCAUGAACGGUAGCUACUUUGCCGAGAACCCUAUUGGUACCGAUUUUGAUGCAGAAGAAUUAUUACAGAAGAUCAAGGAGGAAGUGCCGGACGCUGAACUAAAGAGGCGAGUCGAGAUAGGCCCAAGAGCUCUCCCUGACUUGGGUUCUAUGUAGGACUACGGUUUGGCUUCCCCUGGGACAUAAGUGUUUGUCCUUAGACACAAUCAGGUAUACCACCAGUACUGAGACCAAAAUUCAAAGCCACUCAGAGUCUCCCGAUUUAGUUCGUGGACUGUCACGGAGACAGUCGGGCGUAGCAG